AGUGAGAGAAUGCAACUCAACUGGUAAGCCAACCAGCUUGGGGUACGAGCACACUGCACAGAGCUUUAUUGCGGUUGGGACUUGCUUGAUUCAGUUUCUCAUUCAGUCAUGAUUCAGUCGUUUCUAAAUCGCGACGGCGGAGCUACGCCAACUACGACUGCGAUAACGGCGGUGGAAGCGGUUUUGGCGGCAGAGGCGACUUCAUUCAAACACAUGCGAUUUUUCCAAUCUCAUUUCGACCAGCUGAUGUUGUCGUCAGCUAUUGAAAAAUCGGAAAAGUAGGUAACAAAAAUGCAAAAAAUUAGCAAGUGAACCAUUAAAAAAUGUUGGUGAGUUGGACUAAGAUAGUGGUGUGUUUCUGCGUUUAUUCGUCGGUCAACAGCUCGAUAGAUUAUCUGAAAAAAAGUGAAAUGUCGAGGAAACAAAAUAUGCAUCCAAAAAUAGUGACUUCAUACGAUAACAUUUACAAACAAUCUAGAUACUCAAAAUUCGAUAGGGUUAUGACGAGACUAGAUAGAAUGAAUAGUGAGAGUGAAGUAGAUUCAGAAAUCGUCUAUAGAUUGAGGCACAAGGGCUGGAACAACGCGAAAUCCCCAUUCAGAACCACGACUACUACAACCACAACCACCACGGAGAUGAAUCUAUUCGAGACUUAUGGAGAUUUGGAAAAUGACGAAGACUACUUGGACGACUACGAGGACUCUCUGAUGGGAGAUGAAGAUGACGAAUCCUACUACGAAGACGAAGAGGCGUCGGAUACGGAGGAUCAGUUUUUCGAUGACGUCAUAGAGGAGAAUGGGAUGGAGGAGGAAGAGGAGACUGCUUUGCAGGCCGAGGAACCCACAGAGAAACCCACGACGGCGAAACCAGCUCAUCAGCCCGUGUCUAGUAUGACAGAGUACAAGUGGAACCAUUUCGGAACCAGGGCUAAAGUCGAGGAGUCGAGAAGACAGCAACUGAAUCUGAAACCAACGAAAGACCAAUUGAAAAUAAAUGCAGUUUUGGAGCACUACGUGAGAGUGAAUCAGCAAGCGAAAUGCCUGACUCCUCUGCCUAGAGUAAUUCCGGUUCAGCAAGAACACCCGGAUAGUUCGAAAAUAUAUACGCCCCAGUGCACCGUCCUCUAUAGAUGUGCCGAGGAUUCUGGAUGCUGCAGAAGACAUACUAAAUGUCAACAUAAGAGGCGAGUUUUGGUUCCCUUGUAUUUUUAUGCCAAAUCUGUGGGAUCUUCACAAAACAAGAUAGUGAAAUUAGAAUUAUACAAUCACACGGAAUGUGAAUGCAAAGAAAUAUCGAGCCCGGAAAGUACGGUGGAGAAUAUGGGAAUCACGCUGAAGUCCGCCGAAAGUCAUAAUAACAUACCUUCACUUUCAAACGAGCAGGAAAGGUGCAACUGCCCGAAACCAUUUCUCAUACCUAGAUUUGGACAAAGAUGUACUUGCGAUUGCGAGAGAGAAGAUGAAGACUGCAUUCAUUUGAAGAAAGGAAGAGAACACUUGAGUAUGAAUACCAGGAUAUGCAUUCAAGACGGCGAAUGUGGUCUUCCCAUCUGCGAGUAUGGAACUUACAUGAUGAAAGAAGGAAAAUGCCCCACAAAAAUGGACAAACUGGAAGAAUACAAGAGAUUUAGGCUGAAUGUUUAAUGAAUUAACAGAUUGAUAUUUGAGGUCGUUAUAGAUGGACGAAUGUAAACAAUUGUCAUAUCACGCGCGAACUUAAUGAUUCAGUGAAACUGUUCUUACGAUACCUCGUCAUUAAAAUAAUACCAUGAAACAUUGAGAAACUUGUGAAUAUUCGACAAACUCUGCCAUUGUCAUUCUUUAGUUAGUUUUUCGUACCCCCAAACUAGUCUUAGACAUAAUUAGCUACUAUUUAUAAAUAGAAUUAUUUUUUAUAAAAGCAAUUCGGAACAUUGAGAAAUGUUCUUG
This is a messenger RNA of Phaedon cochleariae (mustard beetle), 1928 nucleotides long. Lineage: Eukaryota; Metazoa; Arthropoda; Insecta; Coleoptera; Chrysomelidae. The record is from the annotation of a GenBank genome assembly.